UUAUGUUUGUCAUAUUUCAGGAGUGUCUCAAAUUUGUCAAGAAUGUGCAUUUCAGCGACUCAGAGGAUUUUACCGCCAAACAUUUUCACCCUUCUGAUCCGUUAUCAGAUCUUCAUCUGGAUGCAACUACUUCUCUUUUGAAAGUUUUGAAAGCUCAUGAUAAUGUGAUUACUUCAUCUCAACUGGUCGAGGAGAUAGAAAAGGUCAAUGCCGCAAUUUUGGAUUGUAAUUCGAAACUGCAGAAUGGGGAGGCUAAAGAUUCAUCAGCUUCCAAUGCAUAUGGAGAUGAUGUUGAGGCAGAAGCAAACGCUUAUUUCCAUCAAAUGUUUUCUAGUCAGUUGAGUGUUGAUGCGAUGGUUCAAAUGCUUUCUCGAUACAAGGACUCUUUAGUUCAAAGGGAAAAAUUAAUUUUUGAAUGCAUGAUCGCUAAUCUGUUUGAAGAAUAUCGUUUUUUCCCCAAGUAUCCUGAGAGACAGCUGAAAAUAGCCUCCAUCCUCUUUGGUUCUGUUAUAAAGCACCAGCUUAUAAGUUCCCUCACUCUGGGGAUGGCCCUGCGUCUAGUCUUGGAUUCUUUGCGUAAACCUGCAGAUUCAAAAAUGUUUCUCUUUGGAAGCAAGGCUCUAGAACAGUUCGUGAACCGUCUGGUUGAAUUGCCUCAAUACUGCAACCAUAUUCUGCAAAUAUCGCAUCUGCGUAGCACUCACCCUGAGUUAGUCACUGUUAUUGAACAAGCACUUUCAAGGAUAUCAUCUGGUAAUUUAGAGUCCGAUGCCUCUGUUUCACACCCUGCUCCCUCGCAGUCUUUCCCUGGAAAUGGCGAGUUGAGUGGUUCUAGCUCUGGCCAAUCUGCAUUACAGCAUUCUUCUCCCAUACAGCUUCAACAGCAAAAUGAAGUGCAUAUUGAUGACCGCAGCAAUGUGCCUAGUGUGCCAUCUAAUGACGCAAGGCCACUUCUGCCAUCGUUAUCAACCACUUCGGCUGAUGUUUCUGUCAUUCCAAGGAAUCCUGGCAUUUCAACGUCUUCUUCAACCUCAUCUGGUCUUGGUCGUCAAACUCGUGGAGCUACUUCGACAAGGUUUGGCUCUGCUUUGAACAUAGAAACCUUGGUUGCAGCAGCUGAAAGAAGAGAAAACGCAAUCGAGACUCCACUGCAGAAUGUUCAGGAUAAAGUUUCUUUCAUAAUCAAUAAUCUCUCUAUAGCAAACAUUGAAUCGAAAGGGAAAGAGUUUGCUGAUAUUUUACCUCAACAGUAUUAUCCUUGGUUUGCACAGUACAUGGUUAUGAAAAGAGCGAGCAUCGAGCAAAAUUUUCAUGAUCUGUACCUGAAGUUCUUGGAUAAAGUUGAUUCGAAGCUGUUAUUUAAGGAGAUACUUCAAAAUACUUAUGAAAAUUGCAAGGUUCUUUUGGGUUCAGAGCUCAUAAAGUCAAGUUCUGAAGAGCGAUCUCUUCUUAAAAAUUUAGGCAGUUGGCUUGGAAAGUUGACCAUUGGAAGGAAUUAUGUUUUAAGGGCGCGAGAAAUAGAUCCAAAAUCCUUGAUUGUGGAGGCAUAUGAAAAAGGGUUGAUGAUUGCGGUCAUUCCAUUUACUUCAAAGGUUCUGGAGCCAUGCCAAAACAGUAUUGCCUAUCAGCCUCCCAAUCCUUGGACGAUGGCUAUACUUGGCUUGCUCGCUGAGAUUUAUUCAAUGCCAAACCUAAAAAUGAAUCUGAAGUUUGACAUAGAGGUUUUAUUCAAGAACCUUGGCGUUGAUAUAAAAGAAGUAGCGCCAACUUCCCUUCUAAAGGACCGGAAGAGAGAAAUAGAUGGGAAUCCUGAUUUUAGUAACAAAGAUCUUAUCUCUCAGCCGCAGAUGAUAUCAGAGCCUAAAACAGUUUCUCCUCUUAAGCAAAUAGACCUACCUCUUGAUGUUGCAAAUUCUCCGAAUACAGACGUUCCCUCGAAGUUAUUAUCACAGUAUGUAGCCCCUCAACGUGUUUAUCCUAAUACUUUGAUGGAAGAGGAAAAAGUGGCAACUCUAGGUUUGUCUGAUCAGUUGCCGUCACCUCAAGGACUGUUCCAGUCAACUCCGUCCCCAUUGUUUUCUAUCAGUCAGCAGUUGUCAGCAGCACUUCCCAACAUUGGAAAUCAUGUUGUUAUUAAUCAGAAGUUGAGCGGAUUUGGUAUGCACUUUCCAUUUCAGAGAGUGGUACCACUUGCCAUGGACAGAGCUAUCAAGGAGAUUGUGUCUGGUAUUGUGCAGCGAAGUGUUUGUAUUGCAUGCCAAACAACAAAAGAACUUGUGCUGAAGGAUUAUGCCAUGGAACCCGAAGAAUCACGUAUUUAUAAUGCAGCUCACUUGAUGGUUGCGAGUUUAGCUGGGAGUUUGGCUCAUGUGACAUGCAAGGAACCCUUGCGUACUUCAAUAUCCGGUCAUCUACGGAAUUCUCUCCAGGGUCUGAAUAUUGCAAAUGAAUCUCUUGAACAAAUUGUGCAACUUGUCACCAAUGACAAUCUUGAUUUGGGUUGUGCGGCUAUUGAACAUGCGGCUACAGAUAAGGUUUUUGUUAGAUAAAUUAUCCCGCUUUUU
Molecule: messenger RNA, 2564 nt
Organism: Camelina sativa (false flax)
Lineage: Eukaryota; Viridiplantae; Streptophyta; Magnoliopsida; Brassicales; Brassicaceae
Source: RefSeq, a predicted model, not a curated record